AUGGAUACUGCUGUACGCACAGGCGCCUGUCACCCCAAACCUCAGGCUCCCAAGCUGACUGAUCAUGCUCACUGCAGCAUCAUCGAAGAAAUGCUGAGAACUGGCCCAUUAAAAAACUCUCUGACCCUCAUCCUCCAUCUCACCUGCCUCUUUCAUGGCCCCCAGGACUUCAACAAUAUCACCGAAGUAGACUACAGUUACUACGACAAUAUAACUCUCGAUGGGCCGGUGGACGGCCCACACCCCACGCCCAGGCUCAAAGCCCAUGAGGUGGCUGCGGUGGUCAUUUUUAUGAUCGACUUAGUGGUUGGUGUGCCAGGCAACAUACUUGUACUGUGGGUGACUGGCUCAGAGGCCCGACGAACCGUUAAUGCCAUAUGGUUCCUAAACCUGGCCUUGGCUGACCUCCUCUCCUGCCUGGCACUACCCAUCCUCAUUGCAACCACCCUCUUGUAUGGCAACUGGCCUUUAGAUGAAGCGGCCUGUCGCAUCCUGCCCUCGCUCAUCCUCUUGAGCCUCUUUGCCAGCAUCCUGCUCCUUGCCACCAUUAGUGCCGACCGCUUCCUCAUUGUCUUCAAGCCCAUUUGGUGCCAGAACUACCGCGUGUCCCGGCUGGCCUGGUUGGCCAGUGGCGUAGCCUGGAUGCUGGCUCUGGUGCUCACCAUCCCAUCCUUCUUGUUCCGACGGGUGGAAGAGGAUCCCUUUUCCAAGAAGGUCUUCUGUGGUGUGGACUAUGGGGCAGAUAGAAAGCAGGUCAAUCUUGCUGUCAGUGUCACACACUUUGUCUUGUGUUUCCUGGGGCCCCUGGUCACGCUGAGCGUCUGUUACAUUUUCCUACUCCUUCGGACUUGGAGCCGGCCAGCCACACGCUCCACCAAAACCCUCAAGGUGGUGGUGGCUGUGGUGACCAGCUUCUUUGUCUUCUGGCUGCCCUAUCAUGUUUCUGGCUUGGUUUUGUCCUUCCUCUCUAAACAGUCACCCAGCUUCAAGCUUGCCUUGUCUCUGGAUGUGCUCUGGGUAGCCUUGGCUUAUGUCAACUGCUGUAUCAACCCCAUUAUCUAUGUGGCUGCUGCCCGGGGCCUCCACAUCCAGGUCGUCAUAUCUCUGCCUUCCCGUCUACAACAAUUGCUGACCGAAGACUUGGACAUGAAGAGCGAGUCCCACUCGCUGCCCAUGGUGGAUAUUGAAGUCCAGAAGGACAAGACCCAGGUGUGA
Messenger RNA from Suncus etruscus (white-toothed pygmy shrew), 1215 nucleotides. Its product is annotated as C5a anaphylatoxin chemotactic receptor 1-like. Gene Ontology annotation, cellular component: plasma membrane. The transcript has 2 exons. Lineage: Eukaryota; Metazoa; Chordata; Mammalia; Eulipotyphla; Soricidae. Bases 1 to 1215 code for a protein of 404 amino acids. The record is from RefSeq and is a predicted model, not a curated record. Gene Ontology annotation, biological process: phospholipase C-activating G protein-coupled receptor signaling pathway; chemotaxis; complement receptor mediated signaling pathway. Gene Ontology annotation, molecular function: complement component C5a receptor activity; G protein-coupled receptor activity.